Paramecium octaurelia is the source of this 1476-nucleotide messenger RNA. The record is from the annotation of a GenBank genome assembly. Lineage: Eukaryota; Ciliophora; Oligohymenophorea; Peniculida; Parameciidae.
AUGAAGACUUAUCAAUUUAAAUUACAAGUUGAUGAUGCUUAUGAUUUGCAAGUUUCAACUUUGUGUUGGAAGUAUCAUAAUUGUGACGAGACCAAAACAGCUACAAUAAAAUCUAGGGAUGACAUUAUGGUUUUAUUUGAGAUACAAGCAUAUCCAGGUUCAAUUGAAUAUUGGUAUGUAAAUUAUAAAGGAGAUGCAGAAUAUGCCACAAGAAAUAUGAAUUUAGAGAAAGACCCUAAAAUUGAUCGGUUUAACUAUCUUAGUUUAAUUGUUUAAUGCUCUAUUAACUCAUAGAAUUUUUAACAAUAUAAUUCGUUGUAUUAUAUAGGCCAAGGUAAACGUAAAUUGAUAAAUUUUGAUGGGGAAACCUUAAUUUAUAUUCCUUUAUGGUAUAAUGAAGCUCAAUUUCUAAUUGAAAAUUAGGAUGAUGACGAAAAGUAAUUAGAAAUUAAAUUUCAUAUUCCUUUAGAAGAACUAUCUCCUAAUAAAAACUCAUUGUAAUUAGAAAUCUUUCGGAAUGAUUUAGAAAAUUGUUUAUCUAAAUAAGAUAAACGUUUCAGAUAAUAAAAUGGACGUAUUAAUUUCCACAUUGAUGACUCGAGAAAAAGAGAUUUUGAUGACAUCAUUAUAUUUCAACAAAACUAAGUUCAAAAAGAGGCUGAUAGGCAGUCAAAUAGCUUGGGUGGUCUCAUUUAAUAGAUUCGCACAAUGGAUUCAGAUUUAUUAUCCUCAAAAUGUUACCAAUCAUUUAAAAAGAGAGAUAACUUUUUUCAAGAGACAUAGUAGCCAUAGAAUACAUUUAAGUAUAUAAAUAAAAAAUAAUCUUAAAUUUUGUAAAGAGAUUGUAAACCGAUAUCAAAGUUUUGUACUACUGAACACAACUUUUAUCCAAAAGAUGGAAAUAUUAAAGAUUUAAACAAUACUGGUAGAUAACUUUUAAGUAAAAUAGAACUAGAUAAAUUGGUGGAGAAAAGUAGGUAGAGUGAUCAAAAAGAUGAAACUGAAGAAAAGGACACUAUGGUAUACACAAUUUUGUAACCAAUUAAUUGUGAUCCUUCAUUAUAUCAACUUGACAAUAUAACAUUAAUAAAAUUACUAUAAGAAAAAGACAAUGAGAUCAAAGAAUUAAACACAAAUUAUCAAUCAGAAAUCAAUAAUUUAAUGGUAAAAAUUUAAAACUUGAACAUAAAAUUGAAUGAGGAAAAAGAACAUGCUCAAGAUUUAUCAAGAUUAAAUUGGUUUAAAGUUAUUUAGAAUUAUAGAAGUAGGAGAUACUCACCUCAAAGGAUAAGUAAAACUUACUCAUAGUCAACGGCUAAUUUAAUGAAGAUCAAUCCUUAACUAUCUUUUGCUAAAGAUGUAAUAAGUUAGAAUAGUUCAUCAAUUAUUCCAUGUUCAACUAAGUUGGGUAUAAGAAAAUAGAAUGAUAGAAGAGCAAAAACCAUUAAAACGGAAGCUUCAAUUCCAUAUUAAUGA